Molecule: messenger RNA, 736 nt
Organism: Danio aesculapii
Lineage: Eukaryota; Metazoa; Chordata; Actinopteri; Cypriniformes; Danionidae
Gene: faub
Product: FAU ubiquitin like and ribosomal protein S30 fusion b
Exons: 5
Coding region: 122-523 (133 amino acids)
Biological process (GO): translation
Cellular component (GO): ribosome; cytosolic small ribosomal subunit
Molecular function (GO): structural constituent of ribosome; protein binding
Source: RefSeq, a predicted model, not a curated record
CUUUUAAGUGGCAUUAUUAAAGUGAGCAUGCGCAGAACACUUUCUAGACAAGCGAAUUAACUUACCUCAGGCUGUUCGUGUCGUGUUUUGUACGAAUCCUAAUCGAUAUCUACUGACGAUCAUGCAGUUGUUUGUUCGCGGGCAGAGUUUGCACUCUGUUCAACUGAAUGGGUCAGAGACUGUUGCUCAUAUCAAGGCUCAGAUUGAAGCUUUGGAAGGUCUCGCCUGUGAUGAUCAGAUAAUUUCUCUCAGUGGGAUUCCCCUUGAGGACGACACUCUGAUCUGUCAGUCUGGGAUCGAGGAGUUCAACACUCUUGAGGUCUCAUCAAGGCUGUUAGGAGGCAAAGUCCACGGUUCCCUGGCUAGAGCAGGAAAAGUCAAAGGACAAACUCCUAAGGUGGACAAGCAGGAGAAGAAAAAGAAAAGGACCGGCCGGGCAAAGAGAAGAAUUCAGUACAACAGGCGCUUUGUCAAUGUUGUCCCGACAUUUGGCAAAAAGAAAGGACCAAAUGCCAACUCAUGAUUUUUUUCAAUAUUUCCUUCAUUACUGAGCAUUCCUGAUGGGAAGAAAAUGCUAUAUAAAAUUAGCCUGUGCACUUUGCUCUAUAAUUAAUAUUUUGUAAGAUCAAGUUUGGUGUAACGUGAAAUCAAACAAAACUAAAUCACUGGGAAUUAUUAAUUGUGUCUGUGGGAAGUAUGAGGUUUUGUUAUUUGCAAAUAAAAACAUUUAAUUAAA